Messenger RNA from Harmonia axyridis, 2455 nucleotides. It is a transcript of the gene gcm, whose product is annotated as transcription factor glial cells missing. Gene Ontology annotation, biological process: regulation of transcription by RNA polymerase II; gliogenesis. Gene Ontology annotation, cellular component: nucleus. The transcript has 5 exons. NCBI's taxonomy places the organism in Eukaryota, Metazoa, Arthropoda, Insecta, Coleoptera, Coccinellidae. The coding region runs from base 374 to 1954 and encodes 526 amino acids. The record is from RefSeq and is a predicted model, not a curated record. Gene Ontology annotation, molecular function: RNA polymerase II cis-regulatory region sequence-specific DNA binding; DNA-binding transcription activator activity, RNA polymerase II-specific.
UUUUCUCGUCUAUCCGAUCGGCCAAUCACAUCCUAAACAGGUGUUAGAAUAGAGUUCAGGAAGGCGGGAACAGAGACAGAACAUUCCCUAUUGGCAGUUCUAACGUUACAGUUCUAAUGGUGGGGUGAAUAGGAGUGGCCUAUUUCCAGGAUAGCUUGGGCAGGAGUUUGAUGCAUGUUUCAGUUAUCCUUGCGAUCCUUACUGGGGUGGUUGUGGUAGUUCGAAUCGAACGAAGCUCGUAAUAAUAACUUAUCGUGUAAAUCUAUCAACCAGUUCUUCGAAGCAGAUAAAGUUCUUUUAAGUGCGUGUACUUGGGACUGAUCUUAAUGAUAGUAAAGUUGGUGUGACCAGUUUUGGAGGACCCCGUUGAGAUAUGGUUAUAUUGAAUACUCCAGUUUCUUCCCCUGGCAUGUCUUGCCGGGUAAACUACGGUAGCAACUCAGCCGACUGGGACAUAAAUGACAGUUCCGUGCCAAGGAUAAGCCAAUACGAUCACUUUUCCGAAUGGGCAGACGGACAUUGCAGGUUGGUUUAUCGAGUCGACAACGAGGACGCAAAGCGACACUCCUCGGGCUGGGCCAUGAGGAAUACCAAUAACCACAACGUCCAUAUUCUGAAGAAGAGCUGUUUGGGUGUUCUAGUCUGUUCCCAAAGAUGCCUUUUGCCAAAUGGCGAGUCUGUGCAUCUUAGGCCUGCUAUCUGCGACAAGGCUAGAAAGAAACAGCAAGGUAAUGAUACUAGCAAACCUUGUCCAAACAGACGAUGCACAGGUCGUUUAGUUAUAUUGCCAUGCAGAGGACACUGUGGUUACCCCGUCACACAUUUUUGGAGACAUACAGAUGAAGCGAUAUUCUUCCAAGCUAAAGGUAGUCAUGAUCAUCCUAGGCCGGAAGCGAAGAGCACUUCAGAAGCCCGAAGGAGUUUAGGCAGUGGCAGAAGGGUUAAAGGCUUGGCUGUGAUGUUGGCCAAAGAUACAGCGAUAGGAAAUAAGUUGGCAGCAUUGAGAGAAUCAAGACGACAAUAUCGAGAAAUGAUAAUCAACAAACGCAGAACAAAACUUCAAAAUCCACCACCACUUAUUUCCGACCAAGAAAAAGGUUACUGUUCCUGUCCUCCCUUUGAAUGCGUCUGCAAUGUACCAGCGGUCCCAGCAAUUCAACAAUAUCAGCACGAUUCACCAGGUAAUUAUCAACAACCACAAGUGCUGAAUUCCUAUUGGACCCAAGAGCCGGCUUACGCUCAGUCAUAUCCAGCAGAAAUCAACACGAGUUACAAUCAGCAAUAUGACUUGGCAAACAUAUCGACAGACCUUUUCCAGCCAGAGGAAAUAUUCCAGCUUGAUCAGCCGAUCAAGGCAGAAUAUUCCUUAAAUCAAAAUGAAAUGGCCUCAUCACCACCAACUCUCUUGGACUUGGGCAGUGGUACUAUCCACAGAGAAUUCAAGACGGAAGACUAUCUGACGCAAAAUUUAUCAAAUUUAGCAAGUGAAGAUAGUACCAACAGUUGUGGUAGUAGGUUCGAUCAAAAUCAAUCUCCUCCAAAUACCCAAGUGACGCCAUAUAAUAAUUUUAUGGUACCAGUGAUAAAUCAGAACUAUUAUAUGGAGAGUGCUAAAUUUGAAGACCCUAGCUAUCUUGUUGAUAAAGUAGACAGUACCCUAUUCAGUUCAACAGAACCUCCUAUAGGAGGAAUAUAUGAUGUUCAGUUGCCUGAAAGUAAACUGUUCUACAAUCAACAAGAUAGUUACAAUCAAUAUGAAACGAAAAAUUUCAAGGAUGUUAGUAACGAUAUGGUUCCGUAUAGCGACUAUCACUUUCUAACAACGGACUAUGAAAAUAGAAUGAGCAGUGAUUCCACUGCUCUAAGUGAUAUAAUAGAUUUUAAAAUGCAAUCGUAUUUUUCGAAUUCUAAUGUUUCCUUUGAACCAUCUCUGCACAUUGCAACUCAUUCAUAAUUUAGUGAGAGAAUAGUUGUAAGUGCUUUUGUACAUAUUUAUUUCUACUUCUUCAUGUGAGCCACUUGUCAGGGUCAUUGAAACAUGAUUUUUAUUCAAACGACCUGUUGAAAAUGAUCAUUGCGAUAAUAUUUCAAUGUUACAUAAAUCGCAAUAAGAAAAUAUUAAAAUUGUUUCAAUGACUCGGAUCACAUCAAAGAUUUUCCAAUUUCAGAACAUUCUACAAAUCAGAUAUAAAUUAUUCACAUCAAAUUCAGUCUUUAUGAGGAAUCAGUUUGAAUAUGAUUCCAACACUUUCUCAACAAUAGUGGUGUUUCUGUGAACAUGGAUCGCUUGAGUUUUAUGAAUUGUUACGUUCCUUUGUUGAAUUAAUUUUUUGAUAUUAUUUUUUAUACUAUCUCGUGCCGACAAUAUCACCUAAAUUCACCCGAUAUGAAUAUCAAUCUCCAAAUACCCAAAUAGCACCACAUAAUUAUUUUAUGACACAAGAGUUACAUCAGA